CCCCUCCGCAAGCCUCCGCCGCGCCGGCCGGGGAGCCGGGCAUGGGCUGCUGGUACAUCGGCCACCUCGCCCAUCCACCUCCCGCAGCUGAGCCAAGGUUCUGAUGCCGUCCUGAGCCUCGCCGGGCGCAGGAGAUGCUCUGAGCGGCGUGGGGUCUCUGCGGCCAGGCCCCCACCAUGGAGGACGGGGGGUCUCUGCCCGUGGCCGCCUGGCUGGCGGCCCUCCACCUCGACCAGUACGUGGAGAGCUUCCAGCAGAGCGAGCUGUGGACGGUGUGGGACUGCCGGGCGCUGACGGACGAGGCGCUUACCCGCCUCGGCGUGGUGCUGCCCGGCCACCGCCGCCGCAUCCUCCUGGGACUCCAGAAAGCCUUUGCCGAGACCACCCUGCCCGCCGGGACCCCUCAACCCCCCGUCAGAAAACCCGUGCCCAUGAAACGCCAUAUCUUCCGCCUGAGCACCGCGGCGGUGCCGGGGCAGCCGGAGCAGCCGGAUCCCCCGUGCCCGGCGGUGCCCAGUGGGUCCCCGGUCCUAGAGCCGGAGGGGGGUGCGAACUUCACCCAGCUGCCCCCACCCAUCCCACCCAGGGUGGGCUGCCGCCCCCCCGUCAAAUUCUCCCCAUCGCUAACGAGCGGCAGCCCCGAGCCCCCCCUCGUGCCCCGCAGCCGCCCCCCGGCCCCGGAGCUGCCCUCGCCACCGACCGUGGCUGAGAAGCCCCCGGCCGAAAGCAGGGCGAGACCCCCCCUGCCACCGCUGCCGGCCAAGCGUCACCAACUGGAAGGCAAGUGCCAGUCCCUGAAGACCCCCCCGCCGCCCAGCCGCCCGCCGGUGCUGCCCCCAAGGGCCGUGUCCCAGAGGAGCAUCCCUGCCAAAGAGGAGGUCCCCGUCCCCGACAGAGCACCCCUGACAGUCCCCCCAUCCCCGCCGGCCCUCCUUCCCCGCACGAAGCCGCCGGUCCCGCUGCCGCCGGAGCUGCCCUCCAAGGCUAACCUCCCCUUCGUGCCCGAGUUCGAUGACUCGGACUACGAGGACUCCGCCUGGGAGGAGGAAUUAGCCGGACCCAUGGGGGAGAUGGCCAACAAGGAGGAUGCUGAGCCCGUGACGGGGCGGCCGCGGUCCCUGCGCGUCAACAGCCUCUUCAGUGAGGACGAGCUCGUCGAGGAUUACUACGAUGCUCCCCCCGCCAACAGUGGCAGCAGCUGGAGCGACAACGGCCCCAGCCUGCGCCUGCCCGCUCCCGCUUUCUCCGGCAGCAGCCCCGGCACGCUCGGCGACGGCAUGGAAGGCACCGCCGCCCCGCUCUCGCCCACCAUCAAAGCGGGGUGGCUGGACAAGAACCCACCGCAGGGGUCCUACAUCUACCAGAAGCGCUGGGUGAAGCUCGACGCCGACUACCUCCGCUAUUUUGACAGCGAAAAGGAUGCCUACUCCAAGCGGUUCAUCCCCGUCUCCUCCAUCUCCCGCGUCGCCAGCGUCGGGGACCAGAAAUUCGAGGUCAUCACCAACAACCGCAACUUCGUGUUUCGGGCCGAGAGUGACGCGGACCGUAACGAGUGGAUACGGACGCUGCAGCAGAUCGCGGAGGAGCGGAAGAGCAAAGCUCUGGAGAGGACAUUGAUGUCCCCGACCACCAACGGUGCCGCCGACCCGGCCGACAAGAGCGGCUUCCUGGAGCUGCGAGGGUUUAAGCACAAGCUGUUCGUGGCGGUGGCCGGGGACAAAGUUUUCCUCUACAAGAACGUGGAGGAUUAUCGUCUGGGGAUCGGCAUCACCUACAUCGAGAUGAACGUGGGGAACGUCAAGGAGGUGGACCGCCGGGGCUUCGAUCUCACAACGCCGUACAGGAUCUUCAGCUUCUCCGCCGACUCGGACCAGGAGAAGGAGGAGUGGGUGGAAGCCAUGCAGCAGUCCAUCGCCGAGGCUCUCUCCAACUCGGAGGUGGCGGAGAGGAUCUGGGCGGUGGAGUCCAACCGCUUCUGUGCCGACUGCGGCUCGCCCAAGCCCGACUGGGCCUCCAUCAACCUCUGCGUCGUCAUCUGCAAGAGAUGCGCAGGGGAGCACCGGGGCUUGGGCCCCGGCAUCACCAAAGUCCGGAGCCUGAAGAUGGACAGGAAGGUGUGGUCGGAGGAGCUGAUCGAGCUCUUCCACCAGAUCGGCAAUGCCGUGGCCAACCGGUUCUGGGCUGCCAACGUGCCCCCCAGCGAGGCCAUCACCCCCGCCAGCGGCAGCCAGGAGAGGAGGCGCUUCCUCAUCGCCAAAUACCGGGAGGGCAAGUACCGCCGCUACCACCCGCUCUUCGGCAACCAGGAGGAGCUCGACAGGGCUCUGUGCGCGGCCGUCACCACCAGUGACCUGGCGGAGACGCAGGCUCUGCUCUUCUGCGGGGCGGCGGUGACCUGUGCCACCGGAGACCCCCAGUGCCCGACGCCCCUGGCCCUGGCCGAGAAGAGCGGGCAGAGGCUGCAGAUGGAGUUCCUGCUCCACAACAAAAACUCCGAGACACCGCGCCUGGAGGUGGGGGGCAGCGAGGAGAAGCCCUACUUGGUGCCCCUGCCCUCCGUCACCCACAACGGCUUCCUCUACAAGACCCCCUCCAUGGCCAAACCCGUCGGUGAGCGGAAAGGCCAGGAAGAGUUCAGCCGGCGGUGGUGCACGCUGCAGGACGGCGUCCUCAGCUACUACGAGAACGACCGCAACGCCGUGCCCAAUGGCGAGAUCAAGGUGGAGGAGAUCGUGUGCCUGGUGAACAACCCACCGAACGCCCACGGGAUCGAGAGCACGUUUGAGGUCUACAUCGAGUCAGAGAGGCUCUACCUCUUUGGGCUGGAGAGCCCCGAUUCCGCUCGGGAAUGGCUCAAGUCCAUUGCCAAGUCCUUCGUCCAUCCCCGCGCCGAGGAGCUGCUGGCUCUCGACUUCGAGCGGAUCGGCCGGCUGCACUACAAGGGUGGCCUCAACCUGGAGCGAGCCAAGGAGGGCUGGUUCGCCCUGGCCGGCUCCGCGCUCCACGUCUGCUUCGAGGACAGCGAGCGGCAGGAGCCUCUCCAGCUGCGCAAGCUGCAGGAGCUCUCCAUCCAGGGAGACAACGAGGUGCUGGUGCUGGUGGAGAGGCGGAGGACGCUGUACAUCCAGGGGGAGAGGAAGCUGGAUUUCCUGGGCUGGGUCCACGCCAUCCAGAAGGCUGCGGGCAGCGCGGGGGACACCUUGUCGGAGCAGCAGCUGACGGAGUCGGACGUCCCGCUGCUGGUGGACCGCUGCAUCGACUACAUCACCCAGUGCGGGCUGACGUCCGAGGGCAUCUACCGCAAGAGCGGGCAGAACUCGAAGACCACCAGCCUGCUGGAGAUGCUGCGCCGGGACGCCCGCAGCGUCCGCCUGAAGGAGGGCGAGCACCAGGUGGACGACGUCGCCAACACCCUCAAACGCUUCUUCCGCGACCUCGGGGACGGGCUCUUCACCGGGCGAUGGGGCCAGGACUGGCUGCGGGCAACGGCACUGGAGGACGAGGAGGCAAAGAUCAGCGAGUACCGGCGGCUCCUGGGCACCCUCCCCACGGUGAACCGGGCCACAUUGAAGGCGCUCAUCAACCACCUCUUUCGGGUUCAGCGCUUCUCUGGGGAGAACCAGAUGAACACGCACAACCUGGCCAUCGUUUUCGGGCCCACGCUCUUCCAGACAGACGGGAAGGACUACAAGGCAGGACGCGUGGUGGAGGACCUCAUCAGCCAUUAUGUGAAGAUCUUUAACGUCAAUGACCAAGAGAUGAAGAAGCAGCAGGACGAGAUCAUGGCCAUCAUGAAGAUGCGGGAGGCAGCAUCCAGUGGGACGCAGCAAGCCGGGGACUUCAUCUGCACUGUCUACCUGGAGGAGAAAAAGACGGAGGCAGAGCAGCAUGUCAAGAUCCCAGCCACAAUGACAGCUGAGGAGCUCACCUUUGAGAUCCUAGACCGGAGGAAAAUCGUCAUGAAGGAGAAGGACUAUUGGAGCUGCUUCGAAGUGAACGAGAGGGAGGAGGCAGAACGGCCCUUGCACUACUCGGAAAAAGUCCUGCCCAUUUUGCACUGCCUGGGAACAGAGAGCUACCUGGUGGUGAAGAAGCAGAUGUCCAUGGAGAACAUGCUCAUCUACCUCGCCAGCAGAGUGGGCGACUGCAAGCACGGCAUGAUGAAGUUUCGGGAGGAGAGGAACCUGCUGGGGCUCGGCCUGAGCACCGGCUUCCACGACCGCUACUUCAUCCUCAACCACACCUGCCUGCGCCUCUACAAGGAAGUGCGGAGCCUGAAGCAGCGGACCCCCCCCUUGGACAACAGCCACAAGCCGGAGAAGGAGUGGCCCGUCAGGAACCUGAAGGUCUACCUGGGCAUGAAGAAGAAACUUCGGCCCCCGACGUGCUGGGGCUUUACAGUCUUCUACGAGAACGAGAAGCACGAGAAGCAGCAAUGGUACCUGUGCUGUGACACCCAGGCCGAUCUGCGGGAGUGGUUUGCCACCUUCCUCCAUGUGCAGAACGGCGGGGCCCUGUGGCCCUCGGAGACCUCCAAGGUGCGGGCGUCGCGGUCGCAGCAGGACUCCAGGUUGGGUAACAUCUCCCUCAUCCCGCUGCGGGGCAAUGAGAGUGAGAUGAGGAACAGUGUGGCUGCUUUUGCUACUGACCCGCUAACCCUCCUGCGAAACGUCUGAGCUGGAGGCCUGACACGCUGGGUUCGUCCGCAAGCGGGGCAGCCCUGGGGGAGCCGUGCCAGCCCUGCACCCCGGCACCUGCCGGGGGUCCCGCCAGCUCCGGAGCCUCCGCCAGGCCCUCUCGCCUCCCCCCGCGGUGACCCACGGGCAGCCAGGAGGGGAAACGGCAGCGAGGCCACCCACCCGCCGGCGGAACAGGUCUCGGGAGCCACGGCCAGGCAGCCCACGGGGACCGGGCAGUGCCAGCCCAUCCCACCCCGCAUGCCGCACCCCACGCCCCGGCUGCUUUCGGCUGCCGCUUCUGCUCCGAGCUCCAGGCGGAGAGGCAGAGCCCGGCCGGGCACCCCGGCACAGCUGCGGGACGAGGGCUGCGGCCGGAGGCUCUUGCUUUUCCUCCUCCUCCCUCUAUUUUUUAAGUCUCUCACCUUUAAAAUGACAAGGCAGGCGGGAGCAGCCCUUCCCAUGGGAUGCACGCCCAGCUCCGGGUACCAGCAUCAUGGUGCUCCCAUCACUCCUGGGGGGGGGGUGCCCCAUCCCCGGGGUCACCUCCAUGCCAGGCUGGGCGUCAAGAGCCUCUGCAUCGCCCCAAAUUGGGGAGGGGGUGUAUCUGGCCUCUGUCCCCCCCCAGCUCCAGCCUCUACUGGAGGGGGGGGGACAGGAUGGGGGGCAGCAGGAGCUGCCCCCGCUUCCCGCCGCCACCUCUCGGUGAUAUUAAAGGUCUUGGGGAAACGGU
Messenger RNA from Harpia harpyja (harpy eagle), 5409 nucleotides. RefSeq names its product ArfGAP with RhoGAP domain, ankyrin repeat and PH domain 1 (gene ARAP1). Gene Ontology annotation, cellular component: trans-Golgi network; plasma membrane; cytoplasmic vesicle. The record is from RefSeq and is a predicted model, not a curated record. Gene Ontology annotation, molecular function: protein binding; GTPase activator activity; phosphatidylinositol-3,4,5-trisphosphate binding. Lineage: Eukaryota; Metazoa; Chordata; Aves; Accipitriformes; Accipitridae. The transcript has 35 exons. Bases 177 to 4676 code for a protein of 1499 amino acids. Gene Ontology annotation, biological process: signal transduction; positive regulation of GTPase activity.